Penicillium paradoxum is the source of this 546-nucleotide messenger RNA. RefSeq lists its product as uncharacterized. NCBI's taxonomy places the organism in Eukaryota, Fungi, Ascomycota, Eurotiomycetes, Eurotiales, Aspergillaceae. Bases 1 to 546 code for a protein of 181 amino acids. The transcript has a single exon. The record is from RefSeq and is a predicted model, not a curated record.
AUGCAGCUCAUCCAGCUUGGUACUGCCUUUUACCUCCUGGCUUCGGCCAGUGGUUUGGCACUCAGACCUCAUACCCGAGCCCUCACGCCUUCGUCCAGGCACAACACCUCACUCGUUUCGCAGGCCUUUCGCCAAAACCUGAAGGGUAGUAUUGGCAAUGUCUCACUUGGUUUGGUAAACCUAGCUGUGACCCCUGCCCAGAAUAGCCAGGGGCUUUGGACCACAGCUCAAUGUGACCAGAACUCUAUUGACGAUGCUACUGUCGAUUUCGCAGAUCGAUGGGCUGCGGCAGACGUCUCAGGAGCCUGGAAUGACAUGCUUAAUGAAUGGAAUAGUGGAUCUCAGAACAAUCUGUAUCGUGGCCUUGCAUUCUCGCAGUUCGCCAGUUACUACUUCCAAGGGCCCGACCAGUGGAACUGUCAAGAUAUCGGUAGCGUCCCAUGCUCUACCACUGUCCAGUGCAAGGACGUCAAUCACCCAGCAGGGUAUGGUUUCUGCCACCAGCUUCUCCCUGACAUUGUUACAGUCGUGCUAACAGCAGAGUAG